GAUUUUAUGACCAUAAAAUGACCAGAUGCAAUAACUGCCACCGAUCAAUAUCAUAAGCGUUUAAAACCAAUUUGAUAUCGUCCACGCGACAACAAAUCACAAUCGCAUCUCGAACAAUGCGAGAUGAGGGGUGCGCACCCCAGCUGCGUACCGCGAUCGAUUGUGGACCGCGCCAACUUCUCUCCACGCUGCACUAUCCGACUACUCGGUUCCCAAUUCAAACGUCCCGAUCUUUCAACCAGUUUGUUUAUUUUUUUAUUUGUUUAAUUACCCUAUCCCGACCGUACGCCUAGGCAAUAACCUGCCAGUUAAAAGUGGUGACAGAUAUUUUUUCGACCAGUGUUAUGUGUUAAUUUUUUAAAUGAUGGAGGGGCGAAGGGCUUGGGAUGGCGUGCCGGUGGAGUCGCACUCGCCACCGCAGUCGGUGCCGGGGCGACGGACGCCGCUGGGAGCCGUGGGGCUUGGAGGAUUCUACAUGCAGGGUGGGCAGCCACCGCCGCCACAGCACUGCUAUCAGACUGACGAGAACCAGCCGGAACCGGGGACCAGUUACGGUCAAAGACCUAUGGGCGAAGGAAAAUCAAAACAGAAAAUGCGACAAGGAAAAACCGUACGACUCAAUAUCAACGCUAGGGAACGGAGAAGAAUGCACGACUUGAAUGAUGCCCUCGACGAAUUACGAAGCGUGAUUCCGUACGCUCACUCACCUUCCGUCCGUAAACUGUCCAAGAUCGCGACUCUGCUGCUAGCCAAAAACUACAUCCUGAUGCAGGCCAGCGCCUUGGAUGAAUUGCGAAGGUUAGUAGCAUAUCUUCAAGGCACAGCGACGGCAACAGGGAUAGUGGUGCCACCUCCUGGCUUCGACCUGACCGGGCUACCAGCCGCUGCUAAGUUGCUGCAACCGCCCACGCUAGGCCCGCCAGCUCCGCCCGACCCACCAUCUUGAGAUCUGCCUCCGCCCGUCAAACUAGAACCCAUCUCAUCACCCCCUUAGUGACAUCAUAUGAAUAUGUUAGUGGCGCAGUAGUGCGAACAUCUAAACUGUAAAUUUUUAAGUUAAAUGUUAGGAGAGUUUUUCAUUUCUAGAUUUUGUUAUUUUUACGGCACUUAAGGCAUCUCGAAAAUCGACAAGUUAUGUGGUUUUCCAUACUUUGACUUAUAAACAUUUUUUUAUUGGAAAAAGGUUGGAAAAAGGUAAGCAUUUGACCGCAAUCUCACCUGAUGGUUAGUGCCGAUGCAGUCUAGGAUGGAGCAUGCUUCCGUAAAAGAUGUUUAAGUAUCUAACUAAAUGUCAAUUCCUUGUAUAUAAAACAGUACACUUUUGUCCUGAAUGUGGCAAUGCAACAUGUGUCUGUUAAAAAUAACAGACCGAACCCACGUGAAACAUACAUUUUGUACUCAUAAUACUUCUACUGUCAUAUUAUAGGUACGUCUUUAUAAACCCAUUGUCUCUUUAAAAAUGUUUUAUAAUAUAUUUACUUAAGUAUUUAUGAAAGGGCUAGGGUUUAGUGGUUUUUUAGACGGGCAAAUAAAAAUAAUUAGGCAGUGUUAUACAUACAGGAUAAAUGAAUAGGAUUUGAUAUUAGAAUAAUAUUUUCGAAUUAAUCCAAACCUUCUGAUGUCGACUACUAUUUCAAUAUAUUCGUUAGGUAAUUUUUGACUCUAAAUGUAUUUAUUUAGGUAGAUAAUAAAAUAAUGAGUAAUUUUAUCAAUAGUGAUAAAGCAAUGAAAUGUACUCAAGUUCAGAAGUUUACAGACUAGAAUGUACCUAAAUUUCUGUCAAGUAAAACCAAAAAAACUAAUAAGACGCUGUACAAUUUACUUUAUUCGAAUGAUUAGAUUAUGUAUGUUUAUAAACUAUGAUGAAUAUUGAGAGCAUAAAUAAGUGAAUACAUUGUUGUAAUACUGUAACAGCUAUAACUGCUACAAGCAUCAGAUAUACCUACCUAAUGUUCUGUCAAUAUUUCCUUGCAGCUAUCUAUUUUCGGGCUGUAUAAUAAUUAUUUACCUAUGUAGCUAGUGUUAGUUACUUAACCCUCCAUAUUUUUAGAUGUAUAUUUUAAAGAAGUUGGAGGUAACAUAGCAUUAGAUAUACGAGUAAAUUAUGUUAUUUCUCUUCUUGAAGACAAGAGAGGACUGUGAAUCAACGUGCCAAAAUAAUUAAGGACCGUAUAGGGAAUUUUAGCUACGAUUAAAAUUGUUGUAAGAUUUUUCAAUAGUUUUGUAGACUUCUUACAUGUGUGUAGCUAACGAGAUUGUGGAUUGUUUAUUACUUAAUUUGAAUUGAUUGUCUAUUAUUUUAUACCUAUUAUAGUUACAUUUAUUGUAAGCCAUCAUAGGUAAUAAGCUCAACACACUAUGUUGAUAAGCCAAAGUGAAAUUGUGAUUGUUAAUAGCAAUAAUAUUAUUUAAUAUAUUAUUUUAAUUUAGGUGACAUAAAAAUAAAGGUAUCUGUAUA
This is a messenger RNA of Cydia strobilella, 2458 nucleotides long. Its product is annotated as class E basic helix-loop-helix protein 22. The record is from RefSeq and is a predicted model, not a curated record. Gene Ontology annotation, biological process: sensory organ development; axon development; positive regulation of transcription by RNA polymerase II. Gene Ontology annotation, cellular component: nucleus. NCBI's taxonomy places the organism in Eukaryota, Metazoa, Arthropoda, Insecta, Lepidoptera, Tortricidae. The transcript has 4 exons. Gene Ontology annotation, molecular function: protein dimerization activity; DNA-binding transcription factor activity, RNA polymerase II-specific; E-box binding. Bases 362 to 946 code for a protein of 194 amino acids.